Molecule: messenger RNA, 1848 nt
Organism: Penicillium canariense
Lineage: Eukaryota; Fungi; Ascomycota; Eurotiomycetes; Eurotiales; Aspergillaceae
Gene: fetC
Product: putative ferrooxidoreductase Fet3
Exons: 1
Coding region: 1-1848 (615 amino acids)
Biological process (GO): reductive iron assimilation; cellular response to iron ion starvation
Cellular component (GO): high-affinity iron permease complex
Molecular function (GO): ferroxidase activity; copper ion binding
Source: RefSeq, a predicted model, not a curated record
AUGGUGACUUCAGCUGCCGGCCUGCUGGUGCGCCUCGUGGCGGCACUGUGCUUCUUCCAGUACGUCCAGGCCAAGACCGUCACCUAUGAUUUCAAUGUCACCUGGGUCACCGCCAACCCGGACGGCCUGUAUGAUCGAAAGGUCGUUGGCAUCAACGGCCAAUGGCCCCUGCCGGUGAUCGAGGUCGACAAGGGCGAUCAGCUCGUCGUGAACAUGCACAAUGGCCUCGGUGACAAGAGGGCAUCCAUCCAUUUCCACGGUAUGUUCCAGAAUGGCACAAAUGAGAUGGACGGCCCGUCCAUGGUCACUCAGUGUCCGGUCUCGCCGGGUUCCUCAAUCACCUAUAACUUCACGGUGAACCAAAAUGGAACCUACUGGUACCAUUGCCAUACCGACUACUGCUAUCCGGAUGGCUACCGCCAGGCGUUGAUCGUGCACGAUAAGGAUGCCUACUUCAAUGAUAUGUAUGAUGAGGAGUAUGCCAUUACUAUGAGUGAUUGGUACCAUGAAAUGAUUGAGGACAUCACUUUCAUCGACAAGUCCAACCCGACAGGCGCAGAGCCCAUCCCAAAUGCCUUCCUGUUCAACGACACCCUGAACAGUAGUCUCUCCGUGGAACCGGGAAAGACGUAUUUAUUGCGGUUGAUCAACGUUGGUGCAUUUGUUGCGCAGUACUUCUACAUCGAGGAUCACACAUUCAAAAUUGUUGAAAUCGACGGUGUAUAUACAGAUGCUACCGAGGCAAGCAUUCUCUAUAUUUCUGUUGCCCAACGGUAUUCUGUCCUUGUUACGAUGAAGAACUCCACGGAAAAGAACUACCCCAUUGUGACAGUGGCGGACUCGCAGCUGUUGGACACCAUUCCAUCUGAUCUGCGGCUGAACCACACCAAUUGGCUGGAAUACAAUAAAACCGCCGCCCAUCCACAGGCUACCAUUACCGUGGCCGAUGCCUCUGAUCUCAUUCCAUUCGACGAUAUGAGUCUCGUGCCUCACGACCGUAUGGAACUGCUUCCCGAGGCCGAUCUGGUCAUCGAUCUCACUGUGUACAUGGAAAACCUCGACAACGGCGCCGACUACGCCCUUCUGAACAACAUAUCCUACACUCGGCCUAAGGUGCCUACCCUCUUCACGGUCAUGUCAGCCGGCGAACUUGCCACCAACUCCGAAGUCUACGGAGAUUACACUCACCCAAUGGUCCUGGGCCACAACCAAGUCGUGGAAAUCAUCCUCAACAACGGCGACGGCGGCUCGCACCCAUUCCACCUGCAUGGACACAACUUCCAACUCAUCAAUCGCGCCCCAGCGUACGGCGAGCACUUCUACGACUACGCCGAUGGCGACCCGGUGGCCUACGACCCGAGCAAUCACACCGCGUUCCCCAAGUACCCCGCCCGCCGCGACACUUUCGUGCUCCCACCCCAGGGCUACUUCGUCAUCCGCUUCGUCGCCGACAACCCAGGCGUCUGGUUUUUCCACUGCCACAUCGACUGGCACCUGCAACAAGGACUUGGCAUGACGCUCAUUGAGGCGCCUCUGCAGAUACAAGAGCGCCUGACCAUCCCUCAGAAUCACUACGACGUAUGUGAGGCGUCAGGCGUGCAGUCCAAGGGCAAUGCAGCCGGCAAUACGGUCGACUACCUUGACCUGUCGGGCCAGAACAAGCAGGUUGCUUGGCUGCCAGCUGGGUUUACGGCCAAGGGCAUAGUGGCCAUGGUUUUCUCGUGCGUGUCAGCGUUCCUGGGUAUGGCGUUUAUCUCAGUGUAUGGUGCUUCAGGCAUCAAGAUGGCGAAUAAAAAGCGCAAGACGGAGAAGGCAGCGGCCGAGGGGUCAGCGUCGACGGAUAGUUGA